Syzygium oleosum is the source of this 1535-nucleotide messenger RNA. RefSeq lists its product as uncharacterized. NCBI's taxonomy places the organism in Eukaryota, Viridiplantae, Streptophyta, Magnoliopsida, Myrtales, Myrtaceae. The transcript is spliced from 13 exons. Bases 44 to 1204 code for a protein of 386 amino acids. The record is from RefSeq and is a predicted model, not a curated record. Gene Ontology annotation, cellular component: COPII-coated ER to Golgi transport vesicle; endoplasmic reticulum.
GGGUGGGGUGGGUGCUGGGGCGGGGCGUAGCAGAAGGAAGAAGAUGGACGGCAUAUUCAGCAAGCUCCGGAAUCUGGACGCGUAUCCCAAGAUCAACGAGGAUUUCUACAGCCGCACCCUCUCCGGCGGCGUCAUCACCCUCGUCUCCUCCGUCGUCAUGGCCCUCCUCUUCGUCUCCGAGCUUCGAUUGUAUUUACAUGCCGUAACCGAAACGAAGCUAGUGGUGGAUACAUCGAGAGGGGAACAUCUACGCAUCAAUUUUGAUGUCACGUUCCCUGCAUUAGCUUGCUCUAUGCUCAGCGUUGAUGCCAUGGAUAUCAGUGGAGAACAACACCUUGAUGUAAAGCACGAUAUAAUCAAGAGAAGAUUAGAUUCUCAUGGCCAGGUGAUAGAAGCAAGGCCAGACGGAAUUGGUGCUCCAAAGAUUGAAAAGCCCUUACAGAGACAUGGUGGGAGGCUUGAGCACAAUGAGACAUAUUGUGGAUCAUGUUUUGGAGCAGAAACAUCAGAUGAGGAAUGCUGUAAUUCCUGCGAAGAGGUCCGCGAAGCAUAUCGAAAGAAAGGUUGGGCACUUUCUAAUCCAGAUUUGAUCGAUCAAUGCAAAAGAGAAGGUUUUCUACAAAAGAUUAAAGAAGAAGAUGGUGAAGGAUGUAACAUCUAUGGGUUUCUGGAAGUUAAUAAAGUUGCAGGGAAUUUUCAUUUUGCUCCUGGAAAAAGCUUUCAACAAUCCAAUGUUCAUGUCCACGAUUUACUGGCAUUUCAGAAGGAUAGCUUUAAUAUUAGUCACAAGAUCAACAGGCUAUCUUUCGGAGACUAUUUCCCUGGUGUCAUAAACCCACUUGAUAAUGUGCAAUGGACGCAAGAAACACCGAGUGGAAUGUAUCAGUAUUUUAUAAAGGUGGUGCCGACUGUAUACACAGAUGUGAGCGGGCACACUAUCCAGUCAAAUCAGUUCUCGGUAACAGAGCACUUCAGGAGUGCAGAGUUGGGACAGCUUCAGACACUGCCAGGAGUUUUCUUCUUUUAUGACCUCUCUCCAAUUAAGGUGACCUUUACUGAGGAACAUGUGUCAUUCUUACACUUCCUAACGAAUAUGUGCGCUAUAGUUGGAGGUGUUUUCACGGUUUCAGGCAUCCUAGAUUCUUUCAUAUAUCAUGGUCAAAAGGCAAUCAAGAAGAAGAUGGAAAUUGGCAAAUUGAGUUAAAAAAUGAGUUAAGGAGAAGCUUCCUGAUUUGGCAGCUGUUCAUGGUUCGAUAGAAUGGAUUUUUCUGGUACGUGACCCACUGGAGAGAUGAAAGCGGAGAACAAGGAUGGCCAAAGCGGUUAUCUUCGGUAGGUUUGGGAUUGUUUCUUUUGAUCUAAUGUUUGAUUGGUGCUGAUCAAUGAAAUAGACUGAUGCUGUCUGGCUCAACCAUCCAACGGUUGUUUCCUGCUCUUUGCCCAGUUCCAUCGGGUAAUUAUCUGUUAGCAUUUGACAUAGAGCAGUUCUUUCAGACUCUUCUCUUUGAAAGUUAUAAAGGAAUUGUACACUAGAA